Molecule: messenger RNA, 3878 nt
Organism: Epinephelus lanceolatus (giant grouper)
Lineage: Eukaryota; Metazoa; Chordata; Actinopteri; Perciformes; Serranidae
Source: RefSeq, a predicted model, not a curated record
GAGUGAGUGGGAGGGAGGGCGGCAGUCAGAAACAGGCAAACUAAUUCUCACCGAAGAACAGACAGUCGUGCCAGAGCAGGAGCUGCGGUUAGUUCACCUCUCUGACGCUCUUUGCACACCAACAAAGAAACGCUAUUAGUGUUAGUUUUUUUUCCUUUCUUUCUUCCUCGAGUCUAGGUAGCUGACAAGUACAGGACCAGAGUUUCCAUUUUGGAUAGGGGGGCUGCAAACACACGCACCCACACUUCUCCAAGCCGCGACAACUCAAGGUGAAUGCCGUCAUGCCAUUUGGGUGCCUUGCCCUGCGAGAUGGGCGGACUUACGACAGCAUAUCUGAUGUCACGGACAAGUAUGAGAUUGGACAGGUCCUCCGAGCGAAGGAGUUCUGCGAGCUGUGCCUGGCUAAGGACAGACAGACGGACAAGGUGUUUGUCUGCAAGAAAUUCCUCAAGAAAGACGGCAGGAAAGUCCGCAAGGCUGCCAAGAACGAAAUCAUGAUCCUGAAAUUGGUCAACCAUCCAAACAUCCUUCAGCUGAUAGACACAUUCGAGACCCGGAAAGAAUACUUCAUCAUCCAGGAGCUUGCCACAGGAGGAGAUGUAUUUGACUGGAUUCUGGACCAAGGGAAUUACACAGAGAGAGACGCAUCCAAUGUCAUCAGACAGGUCCUGGAGGCUGUGGCGUACUUACACUCACUCAACAUAGUUCACAGGAACCUGAAGCUGGAAAACCUGAUGUACUACACAGAAAACAACCACAACAAAGUCGUUCUGCGGGAUUUCUACCUCUCAAGGUUUGAGAACGGACCCAUCACAGAGCCCUGUGGGACACCGGAAUACCUGGCUCCUGAAGUGGUGGCUCGUCACCGAUAUGGUCGUCCUGUGGACUGCUGGGCUGUGGGUGUCAUUAUGUUCAUACUCUUAUCAGGUAACCCUCCUUUUUAUGAUGAGACAGAGGAGGAGAACACAGAUCUACACAAUCGCAUCAUCUUCUGUCGCAUUGUUGCCGGUGACUUUGAGUUUGAUUCUCCGUACUGGGAUGACAUUUCACCUGCAGCUAAAGAGCUUGUCUGUCGACUCAUGGAGGUAGACCAGAUGCUGAGAAUCACUGCCCAGGAUGCACUUUGGCAUGAAUGGAUUGCAGGGAAUGGCGCAUCGGAGAAGAACCUGAAGGACGGUGUGUGUGCCCAGUUUGAGAAGAACUUUGCAAAGGCCAAAUGGCGGGAGUUGAAGAAAGCGAUCCGUGUCACCACCUUCAUGCAGCGACUGAAGAAUUCGGAGGCGCUGAUUGACAGUUCAGCCGAGGCUCAGGGCAGUGAGGAGGCAGGAGAUGGUGAGGGGGGUGUGUCCCAGGGGACAAGUGAUGAGGGAGACAAAGGGACAAGUGAUGGAGGGGUGACGUCAAGUAGUGUGUCUUUAGAAGUUACUGUUGAAAAUACACCAGUGGGUAUGGACCAGGAUGAGGGGAGGAGUAAGGCCGGAGAAAAACAGGAUGAGGCAAAGACAAGUAUGGGCCCAUCAGUAGGAACUUCCCCAUCAGAUAUUCAGGAGCCUUUCUGUCAGCAAAGCCAAUCAAAUGCAGCCCCCAAACUGGCACAGGAGGAGCCUGAUAAGGUUGGUGCAAAAAGAGCAGCAGGUGAUGGAACUAGGAAAAUGGCUGCCAAUUUGGGUCAAAAUAAAGUUGUUCCGGAGUUCAAACCAACCCCUGUGAAGACGCCUGACCCCUCCAAGCUGUUGGAUGGUUCCUCUGGCGCUAAUCUUGACAAAAAACACACAUCCGCCUCCCCUGAUCCUAGCAGCAAACGCAAAAUGGCUGCAACGCUCCAUGGCGUUCCACCCACAGCUUCUGCUGCUGCAACAGCCUCACCAGAGAAGAGGCCGGCCACGCAGAGGGAUGAGAGUGAUGGAAGUUGGUGUCAGACACAAGUACCUGAGGCAGUGGCAGAAAGGUCAGUGGCAGUGGCUCCAGCAAUGGGUCCUGGAGCUGGGGUGGAUGUAGGAUUAGGAGUUAGGUUAAGGGGUGAUGCUAGCCCUGUGGGUAGACGGGAUAGAAAUGCCAAGACAACAGACAGAUACAGCGCUGAGUUUAGCAUAGCGAGGCCAGGUCCUGCAACAGGACAGGGUUGUUAUUCAGUAGGCAGUUCUGCUAGUUUGGGCCGUCAUGCCACACCGUACAACCCAGAAGUUGGGACUGUAGGGAUGGGGAUAGCAGGGGGCUAUGGGAGUCCAUACAGUUCCCUGUACACGAGUGGAGGAGGGGUAGGGAUGUACGGGACCGGGCUACCACAUACAGGAGGCGGGAGCAGCACUACAAGCGACUGGCAAAUGGACAGUGUGAUCGAGCAGAUAGAAAAGCAAAUGGCUGCCGUGCUGGAGAAGAUUGAGGGAGACAUGCCUUCACUGCUAGAGCAAAUCAGUGACUGCCCUGCCGAGCCACCACGUGCCAGGAGCACACACGCCUCGCCCGCCACCUCCCGUGCACGCUCCUCACAACACUCCACGACUACAACCUCAGCCACUCCUCCGCCUCUUCCAACCUCUCCCAGGCCCGCACUGCCAUCUCUCCCUCGUCUUACCAUCCCUCCUCCCUCCUAUCCCCCACCAUCUCCACCCACACAGUCCUCACCCCAGGCUGCAGGAGACCAGGAAGACACAGAUGGACAGAGGGAUGCUGCUCGAUCCAGCCAGUCCCCCAGAGCUGGGAUGGGCAGGGGGCUAUGAAGCAGGUGUCCAUGAUACAAACACCUGGCCAAUUGGAUUUAAAGUUUAAAUUUGACGGUUUAAAGACUCACCCAGAAGUAUCAUCCAAUUACUUCCCAGAGGAAAAGUAACCAUGCAGUGUUUGGUUUGGCUGUGUUUUCAUAUUGAGAAUAGCAAUUAGAUGGAAAACUUCCUAUGCCAUUCAAAUACUCUCAUGACUGGAGUGUAGGAGGAGUACUCUACUGACUUUCUCUGUAUGACAGCUGCAAGGAGAAAGUUUGUUUUUCAUCUCAAAUCCAAAUUGUGCGCAUGAAUGUUUACCCCAAAGCCUCCUCAUAUUGGAAUCCAAGCACUCAGCGCAGUUUGCAAAUUAUGAAUCUACACAAAUAAGAAAAGUGUGGUAAAAUUCUCAGCUAAUUGUGAGCGUUUACAGUGAGGAAGUAUUAUGAUUUGCAUUAUUCCCUAUAAACUGUAAAUACAUACAACGAACUGGGUUCCUUAUUCUUGCUCUCCUCUCAUGUUGUAAACUUCCUCAUAUCCAAACUGACAUUUACUUUUUUAAAUCAACUCAUCCUAUUUCGUUACUUUUCAUUCCUUUUUAUUUAUGUAGCUAUUGAUUUUAUAGUGAGGCUGCAAGGUCAUGAGCGUGCAGUCACACAGAGUUGUACAGACGUUUGUGAAUCUAAAUGGAUCUGGCCUUUCCACUGGCUCCUGGAGAUUGAGAUUUGUUUUAUUAGGCCUAUAUAGUGUAUUUAAACUUGAAAUGUCACUCAGAGUCUCGUGAGUCGCUCCAAACCUGUUGGACAGCUGGGGAAAAAUCUUAAGAUGCAAGAUAUUGUGUAAAGGCUUUGCAAUAACACACACACACACACACACACACACACACACACCCCCUCUUCUUUUUUCAAAGUUCUCCAGAAGUUUUGCCCAGACAUUUUGUUUUCAUUUCUCUCCAGUUUUGUCGACACAUUCAUUUGGUAUUGUUAAUUGGACAAUAAUGUCUAUAUUUGCUCCUUUUUAUCAUGUAAAAAAAAGUCUUUCUGAAGUUCAUUCUGCUUUUGGAUCUAUGUAAUACCAGGUUCUGUGCUUUUCUCCUGAACAAGUCUAGACAUCCACUAUUCUGUCCCUAUGUAAACUGUGCUCUGUUUGCAAGUCUUUCAAUAAAAGUAUAAAAAAUAA